Acaulospora colombiana is the source of this 1434-nucleotide messenger RNA. The record is from the annotation of a GenBank genome assembly. NCBI's taxonomy places the organism in Eukaryota, Fungi, Glomeromycota, Glomeromycetes, Diversisporales, Acaulosporaceae.
AUGCUUCUAUCUCUUAUUAAACUUUUCGGGUUUGUCCCGAACGGGAAACACUUUCGGUACAACACGCGACUUCGAAAUUUAGAACGUAUCCUAAAAACUUCGUUCAAUUCUUCAUAUCGUAACACCGACAAGAAAAUCUUCAUUAAUAAUAACUUCAAUCCUUUAUCGAAAGAUCUUGAUGGAUGUACGAGGAUAAUACGGUUAUUAAUAAUAAACCAAAGAAAUUUUUUGUUUCAUCACCUGCAUCAUAAUGCCAAAAUUGAAUUUUUCAAGACGAAUCGCGGAAUUGGGGUUCUGUCAUCGAACCGAGGACCAACGCACCUUUACCCAUUCAACCCUUACGUUUCCAAUCUUUCCAAAUUAACCUCCAAAAAUAAGCUUUAUAAAUUUUCCUUAAAAAUACCUCGAAACCUAUUCAGGAAUUCUGAAACAAAGUCAUGGAUAGUCACCCAAAUAAUGCUUGCGAAUGCUCUUGUUUUCCUUGCUUGGAAGCUCGCGGAAUUAAACUACGGGGAGCACAGAAAUGCCACAUACUUAAAUUUCAUGUAUUGGAAUUUCACCGUCAGCGUCAAUAAUGUCAAGGAAGGUCGAUGGUGGACGACGUUGACCAACGCCUUUAGUCACAAAGAUUUCGGUCAUUUCGCGGUGAAUAUGUAUGCUCUUUGGGGAUUUGGCAUAGCGGUGUCACGGUUAUUGGGAACUACCCAAUUCCUGCUGGUUUAUUUCGGUUCAGCUUUGACUGCCUCUUUAAGUCAUCUCUCGUACACUUAUUUUUAUUAUCCGAAGUCAGAUAGCGUUAAACGUUAUGCUGGUGCAUUGGGUGCAUCAGUUGUUUUAAUUGGUGACUCGGGAGUUGGUAAAUCCAAUCUUCUUUCUCGUUUCACGCGUAAUGAAUUUAAUUUGGAGUCCAAGUCUACCAUUGGUGUGGAAUUUGCCACCCGAAGUAUUCAAGUCGACAACAAAACCAUCAAGGCGCAAAUUUGGGAUACCGCCGGGCAAGAACGAUAUAGGGCCAUUACAAGCGCUUAUUAUCGUGGUGCCGUAGGGGCUCUGCUUGUCUACGAUAUUGCCAAGCACGUGACAUACGAAAACGUCAACCGCUGGUUGAAAGAGUUGAGAGAUCAUGCCGAUAGUAAUAUUGUGAUUAUGCUUGUCGGAAAUAAGAGUGAUUUAAGACAUUUGAGAGCGGUUCCCACCGAAGAAGCCAAGCAAUUUGCCGCGGAGAAUAGUUUGUCCUUCAUCGAGACAUCCGCGUUGGAUGCUAGCAACGUAGAGCUUGCUUUCCAAAACAUCUUAACAGAGAUAUACCGCAUUGUUUCUAAUAAGGCCUUGGAGAACAAGGGUGGAGAUGUCGCCCUGCCAUCGCCCGGAGAGACCAUUCAAGUAACCUUAUCGUCAGAUGAUACAAAUAAAGCAUCCAGCAAAUGUUGUUGA